AUGGUGGGCGCCGCUAUGGUGAGCGUGGAGACAACGAUUUUGAUCAUCGGACUACUUGUCUUGGGUAUGGCGCUGUGGUGGGGUCUUUUGUGGAGGCACGGCCGCAAAUCCCGUGCGAUUAUGCCCCUAAACACGGGCACAGACAAGGGAGCCGUCAUCUUGCUUGUGCGCGAGGAAGACGAGAGGAUCGGAGGUGUUGCCGAGGUUGAGCACGAGGUGGAUGUAAACAGCUUCUUUGGUCAGGCUUCUACUAUCGAACAAGAUGCCACGAGAUUCAAGCCUGGCCAUGAGAUUCAGCCCGCUGGCAAGAAUGGUGGUGACGUACUCGGAGCUGAGUUUAUCGCUGGUUUAGAAGAAACCCUUGCUCGUCGGAGGCAAUGGAUUGAUCGGUGCGCUCGCUCCCUCAACAUCCAUUUCAAGCUUCUUGAGGAAGGAGACUCUGGCAACACAAAUAGUGCUCUGGAAAAGUGCGGGGAGCAGGAUGAGUCGGAUCAUGAAGAAGAAGAAACGCUCGUGACAAGUUCACACAGAGACUCAUUGGCAGAUCUGGACGUUGCUGAGGUUAGCUUGAAGGCAACAGCUGUGGAGGAAGUUGAGAAGUCAAGUGAAGAAUGCAUCAUCUUUAUCGAAGGUGACCAGAUUGAGGGGGAUCAACUUGUCAGGACUCCCAGGAAUCUUGAUAGUGACGAUAGGAUGGUGGUUCUUUCAGAUGCAAAGGAGAGGAAAUCUCAGCCUCUGGAAGUCGAGAUGGUGGAGAGUGACCAAGUUCCUCGCAGCCAAAUCCUCGGCCUUCCACGCCGCCAAAAGAGAGACCAUCUUGACUGGGAAUCUGCUAUGGAAGUGUCUCGACUCCGCAAGAGAGUGAAGUACCACGCUUAUCACAUCGACUACUACGACGCGCAGCUCAAGGAAAACUCGAUCCAGGCUUGGAGGUCAGACUUUUCUUGGCUUGUUCACGAGCCUGCGAUCAUGGACGAGGAUAAGAUGAGAAGGAGAAGGGAGUCUCAUAUUGACUUCUUCAACGGCUACACCGCUGAGCUCGAGAAUUAUUACAAAGGUGCGAUUAAUAGGGAAUCCAAGAUGGUGCUUGAUUUCGAGCAUGUUCCUGCGUCAUUAUGGGAGUGGAUCGAGCCGGACAAGCAAGAUUGGAGAGAUGGAGAUCUCAAAGGAAUGAGACAUGGCUGUAACAGCUUUUCUGGUCACGCCUCUACUAUCCAAGAAGAUGCCACGAGAUUCAAGCCUGGGCAUGAGAUUCAGCCCGCUAGCAAGAAUGGUGGUGACGUACUCGGAGCUGAGUUUAUCGCUGGUUUAGAAGAAACACUCGCUCGUAGGAGGCAAUGGAUGGAUUGGUGUGCUCGCUCCCUCGACAUCCAUUUCAAGCCUCUCGAGAAAGAAGAUUCGGCUGGCAACACGGGGAAUGCUCUGGAAAACUGGGAGGAGCAGGAUGAAAAGCCCGUGACAAGUGGUGACUCAGAAAUGAUCAAAGAAGUGGCAGAUCUGGAGGUUACUGAAUCGAGCUUGAAGGGAACAGCUGUGGAGGAAGCAGCUUCUUCCAGAAUCAACGAGCUGGACGUUGUCAUAGCUGUGCGUGAUCAAGCUCCAGCUUCCGCUGUGGAAGAAGUAGCGAACCAUGAUCAAGUGCCAGUUCCUUCCCAACACAACGAACAGGAGAAUCUCGACGUUGUCAUAGCUGUGCAGGAAGAAGUGCCAAUGUUUUUAAGUGGGGAGGAGGAUCGUGAUGGAGUUGAAAAGGCGAGUGGAGCCUUUCCUCCGGCUGCCGAGCAAGUGGAUCUUCUUGGCCGUCUUGCAACAUGGUUUGGUGGUAGAAGAAGAAAAGUGGACAGAGCAACUUCCGGGUUUCCAUCUCGGGAGGAUGGACCAGUACACCUCUUUUACGAUCAUAAGGACGACAGUUACAAACAACUUGGGGAAUUUUACGGCACAAGGAAGGUGUGUGUGGAGAUCGUUCGGUGA
Molecule: messenger RNA, 1974 nt
Organism: Selaginella moellendorffii
Lineage: Eukaryota; Viridiplantae; Streptophyta; Lycopodiopsida; Selaginellales; Selaginellaceae
Exons: 5
Coding region: 1-1974 (657 amino acids)
Source: RefSeq, a predicted model, not a curated record